This is a messenger RNA of Schistosoma intercalatum, 327 nucleotides long. The record is from the annotation of a GenBank genome assembly. Lineage: Eukaryota; Metazoa; Platyhelminthes; Trematoda; Strigeidida; Schistosomatidae.
AUGGGCGUAACUGUUGACACCUACAAGCCAGGCAAUGGGAAACGAAUUCCGAAGAAAGGUCAAAGGGUCGUUGUUCACUACACCGGUACCCUCAUGGAUGGAAAAAAGUUUGACAGCUCCCGUGAUAGAAAUAAACCAUUCGAAUUUGUAAUUGGGACGGGGAAAGUAAUUCGAGGUUGGGAUGAAGGUAUUAUGCAAAUGAGUGUAGGCGAGCGUGCCUACCUAACUUGUACCCCAGAUUACGCAUAUGGAUCCAAGGGUGUCGACAAAGUUAUCCCUCCAAAUGCUACACUUAAAUUUGAUGUGGAAUUAAUCGAUAUUUUAUAA